Molecule: messenger RNA, 309 nt
Organism: Striga asiatica
Lineage: Eukaryota; Viridiplantae; Streptophyta; Magnoliopsida; Lamiales; Orobanchaceae
Source: the annotation of a GenBank genome assembly
AUGUCCUAUUGGGCCAGCCCAUCAAGCAAACAGCAGCCCGUUAUCCUUCCACUGCAGAGAGCGGGUGGUUCUCGCUGCUCUGUGAAUCCAGCCUCUACGCAGUACCCACCACUUCAGAAACCUAGAAGCCCAAACCUUCGCCUGGGCCACAAGAUCCAACUCCCCGCUUGGAACGGGCGGGCCAGCAUUAAGUCUGCAAUUGGCCCAGCCAGCUGGAUUGGCCCAAUGUCCACAUCACCUUUAGGCCCCCACUUGGGUGACAAGCUUGAGUUACCAAGCUCGACGAGCAAGUUGUGUAAUACGUUAUAA